Molecule: messenger RNA, 8887 nt
Organism: Leptonychotes weddellii (Weddell seal)
Lineage: Eukaryota; Metazoa; Chordata; Mammalia; Carnivora; Phocidae
Source: RefSeq, a predicted model, not a curated record
ACUGUUUGCUCAGGCAGAGAUGGUAAAAAACCCAGUUUGCUGCAGAGCUGAACCAAGCUCAGAGAAGUGAAACAGUGGAUGAUCCGAAGUGCUCCAGUUUCAGACGGAGUGUGUCCAAGUGACACACGCUUGCUGAAAUGCAGCUUGCAUUUUCUACGUUGUUCGCUUCCCAUGCGAAGCGCGCUGCUAGGAUCUAACCUUUAGAUAGGGUGUGACUUUCUUUAUGAGAGUAAAAGGAAACUAAAUUAUGAAAUAGCUCUUACGUGACUAUUACACGCUAUCUAGGAUUCAAAGCUCUCGAGUAAAUGAUCUAAAUAUUACUUUAAAAGGCAAAGAUAUUCUCACAUGUCAAAAAAACCUCCCCCAAACUCCACCAGCCACUCUUUCAACGGAAGCCUAAAGAAUUUAUAUAGUGGGAUGGAGAAAAUGAGAAUAACAGUCAUCUAAAAAUCGCCAUUGGUGAAGCGAUGAAGAACAUUUGCUGGCUUAUUCUGAAACUUGUCAAUGUUGCGACUCUUGGCUGCAUAUGGAUUUCUGUGGUACAGUGUACGGUUUUACACAGCUGCCUAAAGUCAUGUGUAACUAACCUGGGCCGGCAGCUUGACAUUGGCACACCAUAUAAUCUGAGUGAACCUUGCAUCCAAGGAUGUCAUUUUUGGAACUCUGUAGAUCAGGAAAACUGUGCUUUAAAGUGUAACAAUACCUAUGGCACUGUUUAUGAGCGAGCAUCAUGUGAGGUCGGCUGCAGGAGUGCUGAAGGUGCAUUCGAGGAGGAAGCGCUAGAAAAUGCCGAUUUCCCCACCGCACCCUUUGCUUCUUCCAUUGGAAGCCAUGGUGUGACCUUACGAUGGAAAUCUGCCAACAUUUCUGGAGUAAAAUACAUCAUUCAGUGGAAAUAUGCACAACUUCCUGGAAGCUGGACUUAUACUGAGGCCGUGUCCAAGCUCUCAUAUGUGGUACAGCCCCUGCAUCCCUUCACUGAGUAUAUUUUUCGAGUGGUCUGGAUCUUCACAGCCCAGCUACAGCUGUAUUCUCUGCCAAGUCCCAGUUACAGGACUCAUCCUUAUGGAGUUCCUGAGACUGCUCCUUCCAUUAGAAAUAUUGAGAGCUCGAGUCCCGACACCGUGGAAGUCAGUUGGGCUCCACCCCAAUUCCCAGGAGGACCUAUUUUGGGUUAUAACUUAAGACUGAUCAGCAAAAAUCAACAAUUAGAUUCAGGGACACAGAGAACCAGUUUCCAGUUUUACUCCACUCUGCCAAAUACCACCUACAGGUUUUCCAUUGCAGCAGUAAAUGAAGUUGGUGAGGGGCCAGAAGCAGAAUCUAGUAUUACCACUUUAUCCUCAGCAGUAAAAUAUGGGUAUGUCUUUUAUCUCCUGAAAGACGGCAUUUAUAGAGUAGAUCUCCCCGUGCCAUCUGGUUGGGACUCAGAAGCCCUACAUAUUGUGGAGAGUUGCACACUAAAGGACUUUGCAGUGAAGCCACAGUCCAAACGAAUCAUUUACUUCAAUGACACCGCUCAUGUCUUCAUGUCAACAUUUCUGGACGGCUCUGCUUCCCAUCUUGUCCUAGCUCAUGUCUCCUUUGCUGAUGUGAAGAGCUUUGCUUGUGAAAACAAUGACUUCCUUGUCACAGAUGGCAAGGCCAUUUUCCAGCAGGACUCUCUGUCUUUUAAUGAGUUCAUCGUGGGAUGUGACCUGAGUCACAUAGAAGAGUUUGGCUUUGGUAACCUGGUCAUCUUCAGCUCCUACGCUCAGCCGCACCCCCUGCCAGGCCGCCCACAGCAGCUCUCCGUGCUCUUUGGCUCCCACCAGGCCCUGGUUCAGUGGAAGCCCCCUGCCUUCGCCAUUGGAGCCAGCCCUUCUGCCUGGCAGAACUGGAUUUAUGAGGUGAAAGUAUCAACCCAAGACUUUCCUGAAAUCACUCACGUUUUCUCGAACAUCAGUGGGACCGUGCUUCAUGUGUCUGAGCUGCAGAGUGCUACGAAAUACAAGGUUUCUGUGAGAGCCAGUUCUCCCAAAGGGCCAGGCCCUUGGUCAGAGCCUUCGGUGGGUACUACCCUGGUGCCAGCUUCAGAACCACCAUUUAUCAUGGCUGUGAAAGAAGAUGGUCUUUGGAGUAAGCCACUGAAUAGCUUUGGCCCAGGAACAUUCUUAUCCUCUGAUAUAGGAAAUGUGUCAGACAUGGAUUGGUAUAACAACAGCCUCUACUACAGCGAUAUGAAAGGUGAUGUUUACGUGUGGCUGCUGAAUGGGACGGAUAUCUCAGAAAAUUAUCACAUAUCCAACAUUGCAGGAGCAGGCGCUCUAGCUUUUGAUUGGCUGGGUCAAUUUCUCUACUGGGCUGGAAAGACAUAUGUGAUACAAAGGCAGUCUCUGUUGACAGGGCACACAGACAUUGUGACUCAUGUGAAGUUGUUGGUGAAUGACAUGGUGGUGGAUUCAGUUGGAGGUUAUCUCUAUUGGACCACACUCUACUCAGUGGAAAGUACCAGGCUAAAUGGAGAAAGUUUCCUGGUACUACAGGCACAGCCUUGGAUUUCUGGGAAAAAGGUAAUUGCUUUAACUUUAGACCUUAGCGAUGGGCUCCUGUAUUGGUUGGUUCAAGACAGUCAAUGUAUUCACCUGUAUGCAGCUGUUCUUCGGGGGCAGAGCUCUGGGGAGACCAACAUCACAGAAUUUGCAGCCUGGAGUACUUCAGAAAUUUCCCAGAAUACACUGAUGUACUAUAGUGGUCGACUCUUCUGGAUCAAUGGCUUUAGGAUUAUCACAGCUCAGGAAAUAAGUCAGAGAGCCAGUGUCUCUGUUUUGGAACCAGCCAAAUUUAAUCAGUUCACGAUUAUUCAGACGUCCCUCAAGCCUCUGCCAGGCAACUUUUCCAUUACCCCCAAGGUCAUCCCAGAUUCUGUUCAAGAGUCUUCAUUUAGAAUCGAAGGGAAUGCUUCAAGUUUUCAAAUCCUGUGGAAUGCUCCCCCUGCAGUGGAUUGGGGUGUAAUUUUCUACAGUGUGGAAUUCAGUUCUCAUUCUAAGUUCCUGGCUAGUGAACAACAGCUUUUACCGGUAUUUACUGUGGAAGGGCUGGAGCCUUAUGCCUUCUUUAAUCUCUCUGUCACUCCUUAUACGUACUGGGGAAAAGGCCCCAAAACAUCUCUGUCACUUCGAGCACCUGAAACAGUUCCGUCGGCACCACAGAACCCCAGGAUAUUUGUAUUACCAAGCGGAAAAUACCGUAACCAGAAUGAAGUUGUGGUGGAAUUUCGAUGGAAUAAGCCCAAGCAUGAAAAUGGUGUGUUUACAAGAUUUGAAAUUUUCUACCAAAUAUCCAACCAGACAGACACAAAUGAAACUUUCGAAGACUGGAUCGCUAUCAAUGCAGCUCCCUCGGAGAUGUCUUUUCAGCUUGAACGCAUGAGUCCUGGGUACACUGUCGCCUUCCAGGUUCGAGUCUUCACAUCCAAAGGACCUGGGCCAUUUUCUGACAUAGUAAAGUCCAAAACAUCAGAAAUUAGCCCAUUUCCAUACCUCAUAACUCUUUUUGACAGCAAGAUAGUUCUAUUAGAUAUGGAUCAAAGUCAAAUUGUUUGGACGUUCUCAACAGAAAGAGACAUCAGUAGCGUGGGCUAUACAGCUGAUGAUGGAAUGGGCUAUUAUGCUCAAGGAGACUCACUCUGCCUUCUGAACAUGCACAACAGGUCCACUUCUGAGAUUUUCCGAGAUACACUGGUUUUUGAUAUCACAAUUAUUACAAUUGACUGGAUUUCAAGGCAUCUUUACUUUGUGCGAAAAGCAUCACAAAAUGGAAUGCAAAUAUUUGAUGUUGAUCUUGAACACAAGGUGAAAUACCCCAGAAAGCUGAAAAUUUGCAAUAGAAAUUCAACAAUAGUCUCUUUUUCAGUAUAUCCUCUUUUAAGUCGCCUGUAUUGGACAGAAGUUUCAGACUUUGGCUCUCAGAUGUUCUACUACAGUAUUAUCAACCAGACCUUGAGUCACAUUCUUCCACCCAUAGCUACAAACCAUUCAAAUGGAAGGAGUCAGUGUUUUUGUGGUGUUACUCAAUUUGAGUUUAGUGGAACAAUGACGAUUGAUACCUCUGACCCAAAGAAACCGCAGAUAUAUUUUGUCAAAGGGCAAGAGAUCUGGGCCAUGGAUCUGGAAGGAUGUCGGUGCUGGCCAGUUAUCAUGGUGCCCACUCUGCUUGGAAAAACACUUGAAAGCUUAACCGUGGAUGGGGAAUUUCUAUACUGGAUCUCCUCGGCAAAGGACAGCACACAGAUUUAUCAAGCGAAGAAAAGCAAUGGGGCCAUUGUCUCUCUGGUGAAGGCUGAAAGGAGUAAGCGUAUCUUGGCUUACAGUUCAGUUCUGCAGCCUUUUCCAGAUAAAGCAUUACUGCAUCUAGCUUCAGAUAUAGCAGAGCCAGUUAUACUUAACACCACUAACACCAGCCUCACAAUCAGAUUACUGCCCACCAGGACCAACCUCUCGUGGCCCGACAUCACCAGCCCUACUCCAACAUACCUGGUUUAUUACAAAGAAGUUAAUGACAGGAAAACCAGCUCUGAGCUGAAAUAUAAAAUGCUGGAGUUUCAGGAGAGGAUAGUCCUUAUUGAUGGUUUACAACCAUUUUCAACAUAUGUGAUACAGACAGCUGUAAAGAAUUAUUAUUCAGACCCUGUGGAACGGUUACCUCUGGGAAAAAAGAUCUGGGGAAAAACUAGAAGUGGAGUGCCUGAGGCAGUUAGGCUCAUUAACACAACUGUGCAGUCAGACACCAGCCUCCUUAUAUCCUGGAGAGAAUCUCACAAGCCAAAUGGACCUAAAGAGUCAGUCCGCUAUCAGUUGGCAAUCUCACAUCUGGCUCUAAUUCCAGAGACCCCUCUAAGACCAAGUGAAUAUCCAAAUGGAAGACUCGCUGUCCAUGUUACUAGACUGUCCGGUGGGAAACUGUAUGUGUUAAAGGUUCUGGCCUGCCAUGCUGAGGAAAUGUGGUGUGCUGAGAGUCAUCCUGUCACUGUCAAAAUGUUUGACACACCGGAGAAACCGUAUGCCUUGGUUCCAGAGAACACUAGUUUGCAAUUAGAUUGGAAGGCUCCAUCUGAUGUUAACCUCACCAGAUUUUGGUUUGAACUCCAGAAGUGGAAAGACAAUGAGUUUUCCCGUGUUAACACUUCAUGCAUCCAAGGCCUGGCUUAUGUGUGUAACAUCACAGAUCUACAGCCUUACACGUCCUAUACUGUCCGCGUAGUGGUGGUUUAUAGGACAGGAGAAAAUAGCACCUCACUCCCAGAAAGCUUUAAGACAAAAGCUGGAGUACCAAGUAAACCAGGCAUUCCAAAAGUAUUAGAAGGGAGCAAAGAUUCAAUACAGUGGGAAAAAGCCGAAGAUAAUGGAAGCCGGCUUAUGUACUAUAUCCUUGAGAUCAGAAAGGGCAUUUCAAAUGAUUCACAGAACCAGAAUUUAAUGUGGAAGAUGGCAUUUAAUGGAUCCUGCAGUAGUAUUUGUACAUGGAAGUCCAAAAACCUGAGAGGAAGAUUUCAGUUCAGAGUAGUAGCCGCAAAUAAUCUGGGAUUUGGUGACUAUAGUGGAAUCAGUGAGGAUAUUCUGUUAGUUGGAGAUGGUUUUUGGAUACCAGAAACGAGCUUUGUACUUACUAUUAUAAUUGGAAUAUUUCUGGUUGUUACAAUCCCAGUGGUCUUUGUCUGGCACAGAAAAUUAAGGAAUCAAAAAACUCCCAAGGAAGGGCUGACGGGUCUCAUAAACGAAGACAAAGAGUUGGCUGAGCUCCGCGGUCUGGCAGCUGGAAUAGGGCUGGCUAAUGCCUGCUAUGCCAUACAUACUCUUCCAACCCAAGAGGAGAUUGAAUGUCUUCCUGCCUUCCCUCGGGAAAAACUGACUCUGCGCCUCUUGUUGGGAAGUGGGGCCUUUGGAGAAGUGUAUGAAGGGGCAGCAGUGGACAUCUUAGGAGCUGGAAGCGGAGAAACCAAAGUAGCAGUGAAGACUUUGAAGAAGGGCUCCACAGACCAGGAGAAGAUUGAGUUCCUGAAAGAGGCACAUCUGAUGAGCAAGUUUAACCAUCCCAACAUUCUGAAGCAGCUUGGAGUUUGUCUGCUGAACGAACCCCAAUACAUUAUCCUGGAACUGAUGGAAGGAGGAGACCUUCUUACCUAUUUGCGUAAAGCCCGGAUGACAAAGGCAUCUCGAACUUGUGUUGGCCAGAACAGAAAUCUUGAUUUCAUACCUCGUCCUCCAAGCCAUCCAUCCAGUUCCUUGCUUUCAUACAAGGUUCUUAAUGGACAUCGGCACAAUAAUCACCUGAGGUUUGGGGAUCUGGCAGCUCGCAAUUGCCUUGUCUCUGUGAAAGACUAUACCAGUCCAUCACGGGUGGUGAAGAUUGGGGACUUUGGACUCGCGAGGGACAUCUAUAAAAAUGAUUACUAUAGAAAGACAGGGGAAGGCUUACUCCCCGUUCGGUGGAUGGCUCCAGAAAGUUUGAUGGAUGGAAUCUUCACUACUCAAUCUGACGUAUGGUCUUUUGGAAUUCUGAUUUGGGAGAUUUUAACUCUUGGUCAUCAGCCUUAUCCAACUCAUUCCAACCUUGAUGUUUUAAACUAUGUGCAAACAGGAGGGAGACUGGAGCCACCAAGAAAUUGUCCUGAUGAUCUGUGGGAUCUAUUGACCCAGUGCUGGGCUCAAGAAGCUGACCGAAGACCUACUUUCCACAAAAUUCAAGACCAGCUUCAGUUAUUCAGAAAUGUUUCCUUAAAGAGUAUUUCUCAACGCAGAGAAGAAGCAGACCCCAGUGGAGUCAUAAAUGAAGGCUUUGAAGAUGAAGAUGGCAGUGUGAUCUGUUUGAAUUCAGGUGACGUUAUGUCAAUAGCCUUAAUGGAAACCAAGAACCAAGAAGGCUUAAACUAUAUGGUACUUGCCACAGGAUGUAGCCAAGGUGAAGAAAAUUCCGAGGGUCCUCUAGGCUCCAAGGAAUCUGAAUCUUGUGGUCUGAGGAAAGAAGAGAGGGAACCACAUGCGGACAAAGAUCUCUGCCAAGAAAAACAAGUGGCUUACUGUCCUCCUGGCAAGCCUGAAGGCCUGAACUAUGCCCGUCUCACUCAUAGUGGAUAUAGAGAUGGGUCUGAUUAGUAGCUCUGUUUGGGAAAUGCGGAGUUGAGAUAAACACUCCCAUUAAGUAGUUACUGAAAGAAAACCCUAGUAGAAUGAUAGCUGUGGUGGUAGUCUAUGACUCCAAAUUAACACUGAAAAGUUCCUGACUUCCUGAAUUCUUGGUUCCGAGAGCCAUUUGAUUUCAGUUGUGACAAUCCCCAUAACAACUGCCUAACCUUCAGCAGAAUUCCCAGGUGAACCACUAAACAUUAGGAAAGCUUAGGAAGACUCAAGAAUCUGGAAGGGAAACUGCCCUCCCCUCCCUUGAGGCCCCUUAGUCCAUUGCCCACCCUUCAGUCUGGGCUGUACCAGAAGCAUCUUGGUUAGAUGGUGAGAGACAAAAGAGCUAUGUUCAGGGACCUGAAGGAGGGGGAUGAAGAGCAUGCUCAGGGGGUCGACUGAGCUACAGAUAUAUAUAUAUAUCUGGAAAUGACUAAGUAACUCCACACAUACAGAAGGAACCAGCACUUGGGACAUGAGAGAUCAUUUGGAAUGCUAUUACUACAAUAAAGUAUUGUCUUUAAUGACUACUCUAAAGUACUUUGUAUUUUGGAGCCUUGGAAGAGCAGCUUCAGAGAGCUCUAAGUCCUAAAGUUUAACAUUCCAUGAACUUUGGGUUAUAGAAAAAUCGCUCUGUGACUUGUGUGCUGCUAUGGAAUUUAGCUAAUAUAAAGAUCGUUUUCAUUUGCUGUAUCUAUCUUAUACAUAAAAUACUUAAGAUUACACUUAGUAUCAACUCUCCUUAAAACUAAAUAUAAAUGAUUGUAUGAUGUUAAUUUAAGCUCUGUGAUUUUUUAGCAACUACAUGAAAUAAUAGAUAUCUAAAUGAGAACUAUUAAAAACAUUUCUUCAGAGAAAUGCUCUGAUUUAAAGCCAAUCAUGUUUUUGCAGUCACCCAUUUAAAUCUGAGUGCCUCAAUUCCUCCAAGGGCAACGCUAAUGAAAGCAUUCUGUGUGUUAUCAGUUGCAGUAUACAGGAUGUUUGCUAGAUACAGAAAAUACUUUGAUUAUAAAAUUUGCUAAAAACUACUCCUGGAAGAGGAUCACAUAUCCAUUUGCACCAGGGAUAGUUUGGUUCUUUUUUUAACUUGCUUACUGCCUGAGAGGCUGCACCGAUGGUUGGCUGCAUGGUGAGGGACACAGGCAAGUCGGUGUGUGAGUUCUGUGUGGGACGGCCCCCAAGGAAACGUCCAGGACCUGUGGCCUCUGCUAUAACUGUGAUUCCAUGGAACAAAGCGGGAUAUUUUCUCUCUAAUCUUCUGAUGUUCUAAUGGACAUUUAUCAUUCUUCUCAAUAGCCCAGCAUAUGACACCCCUUGCCAUGCUGGGGAAUUCCUCCACCUGUAUCUUCUGGGUGGGAGCUACAUUCGAUUUGCUUCCCCCAAGAUCUCUUGUAGCAAGAAGGCAGGCAUGUGACCCCCACCACUCAGACACACCUACCACAGGCUUCUAAUUGAGAGGUAAGGAAGCAAAGAAACAGGGCCCACAGUUAGUCUUCCCAGGUGGUGGCGGCGACUGUAGCUGGUCUGACUCCUGGCAUCCAGUGUCCAGGGCCAAGACAGUCUGCAGAGCAGAUCUGGAGCCUGGUGCCUCUCGCAGUCCGGGUAGCCAGAUUAGACUGGUUCUGCUGUCUGCUUUUAGCCAGUGCUCCGGCUCCAGUCUGGCUCUCAAGCCCUCCCAGGGAUUUUGUGAGUUACCCUUGUAUCCUUUUAAUAAAUGUUUUUCUUUUAAAUCA